Molecule: messenger RNA, 2322 nt
Organism: Lolium perenne
Lineage: Eukaryota; Viridiplantae; Streptophyta; Magnoliopsida; Poales; Poaceae
Source: RefSeq, a predicted model, not a curated record
AUGGAGACUAGCGAUGGGGUUGCUCAGUCGGAUCCUGCGCGUGCCGCCGGUGCAUCGGCUCCUCCUUCGCCGGCGCGGCCAACCGUCGGGUCCAGGUUCUUCUUCCUAGCGGAGGACGAGGAUUCUGACGAGGAGACGCGGGAAACGGCGGAGGAGGCGGCGUGGUCGGUGCUAGGGCUAGAUCCUAUCGUGCAGCAGAUCGGGCGGUCGCCGGAAUUGUCCCAAGAGGAGGUGAGAGAUGAUUUCUCGACAAAGAUCGGAUAUCCGACGUCUGAGUCCAGGGAAUGGUCAAGGUCUGCAUCGCCAGAGGUACGUUUGUCGUCGUGCAGGUCGUCGGAGCGAGCAAGAUCUGCGUCGCCGCCGCCGGGGGAGAAGGUCAAGAGGUCUGCGAUGAGGGCGGCGUCCUCGUCGCCGGUACGCCUGCGGCUUUCCCGGAUGCCGCGGAUGAAGCCCUGGAGAGGCCCGCUUCCGCGUCGUCGAGUCACGUCGGCGCCUGUUUUUGGGGACUUCCUCGCUGCAGUUUCGGCACGUCGGCCGGCGGCGUUCGCGCCUUUGGAGCCUUCGUCGGGGUCUGCUACCUCUGUGGUGCUUGGGGCGUCUCCGACGCCGAGUCGCGUGGUGGUGGAGGCGACACCGGCACCUUCGUCUUUGGUGCCGGCCGAGGAACCGGCGGUGCGGCCGUUGAUCGCGGCAGGUCUCGAGCCGCGAUUCAAACCAGCGGACGCGGCACUGGAGGCCUCCUCCAGUGGGCCGCAAGGUAGAUGGGCCUGGUUCGGUCGGGCCGUGAUGGCUGUGCAGAAGGCGCCUCGCUGCGUCCCUCACGACAACAGCAUACGAUCACGGGCGAUCGACCAGUUCUCGUAUCGUUCUAGAGACAUCUUCGCCGCCGCCGCUCGACCUCAAGCCACCACCGUCGAACCAUCGUCAUCACCCGCAUCUACGCCAUCCCAAAGUGCAGGGCUGCGGCGAUCCUUCGCGCAAGUCGUCGUUGGGGUCUCCUCGUCCGUGGAGAUGGCCGGGGCUGCGCGGCCUCCUGCGCCUCCCGGGGCAGCUAUGGCGGCGCCUGGGCCCGCUCUGGCUGCACCUGGGUCAGCUGCUUCGGCGGCCGCCACUGCUGCUGCUUCGGGUCCUUUCAUGGGACCUCCUGGAUUUCAAGGUUGGCCGGAAGGGGUGCCGUUGCAGCAGCCCACACCUGCCCCAAGACCGGCUGCGCCACCGCCGAGACCGACAAUGGGGUAUCGGCCGCCAAUUCGGCCGCCGGCGGUGCGGCCAUUGACCGCGGCGGGUCUCGGGCCGCGUUUCAAACCAGUGGACGCGGCACUGGAGGCCUCCUCUGGAGGGCCGCAAGGUAGAUGGGCCUGGUUCGGUCGGGCCAUGAUGGCUGUGCAGAAGGCGCCUCGCUGCGCCCAUCACGUCAACAACAUACGAUCACGGGCGGUCGACCGGUUCGUGGUGCUGGAGGAGGUGCUGCCGACUUCGGAGGACGCUUCGCUGCCGCACCAUCUGGAUGCGGGGCAGCGGACCUUCAGGGUCUCGCCGUGUCCCGCGAACGGACCCGUUGAGCCUGUGAUACCGCCUCCACGGGCGGAGGGGCAAGCUGAUGGGACAGAGAGCGCUUCUCCUUCGACACCUUUUUCCCCCACGAUGGGGGACUCGCCUGGGGCUGCUGUGAUACAGGGGGCUACAUCACCUUCUACCCCUGUAUCGACGACCUCUUCUCCUUCACCGUCUAGGUCUCCACCGCCCUCGACUUCUCCAUCACCGGUCUCCAGCCUGCAGCAGUCGCCACCCACGGUCCCUCCUCCCGUUGUUCAGCCGACGAUGAGGCGGAGUGGGAGGUACGCUCUUGCGGCGGAUGGGGCGGGGGCGACGGAUGAGGACGCCAUGCAGAGAGCCAUGCGGCGUAAGGCUGAGAAGAACCUCGACACGGCAGGUACUAAACAACCGUCCAAGUCGUUUGUUUCUUUUUCAGAUACUCGUAUUUCUUCAAAUUUGAGUAGCAUAGGGGUUAAUAUGGGUAGUCGGUCUGAUGAGAUUUCAGUUUCGGCCAAUGUGUUGAGACAGACGGAGCUUGACCGUCUAACGGUUGUUCCGAAUGUCUCCACUGGGCAUGAAACAACAGUAGUAGACGAUGAAGAAGAGGAUGACAUCCUAGAUGGUCAGCUUCUCUCGGCUAUUAUUGGUAAUAUUUCAGAAGUCGAUUUAGAACACGUGGAGCUUAGUUCUGAUCUACAAGCUUCUGAACGUGGUUCUCGAUCGUCGGCUGGAAAGAAAUCUCGUAGAUAUAGUAAGAAUACUAAAUCUAAAAUAGUUUCUCGAUGA